CUUUCAUGUCUCUCUCUCUCUCUCUCUCCAUAAUAAUACCCUUUCAGCUGUAUUAGCUUUAAAAAAAAUUGUUGUUCAUUCCAUUUUAAUAUAAUGGCUUGAUGAGAAAAUAAAUUCAAAGAGCCGAAAAAUUAGUGAAUAUCUUCAAAAACAAUCACAAUGCCACCGUUUAUCUAUACUACGGAACAAAAAAUAUGGAUUGUCAAACAAUUAUUGUGUGGACAUAGUGCUCGAAAAGUGAGAGACUUAUUUGCCGUUGAAUUUUCUGAAUCACCGAUUCCAUCACUUCAUACUGUGCAAAUAUGUCUUCAGAAAUUCAAUCAAUUUGGAUGUUUGAAUAAUGAUCAUAAGCAUAUCUUACACAAAAAACGUGAAAAGUAUCUCUUGACUGAAGAAGUACAAACAAGAAUUUGUGCAAGCGUGGAGGAAAAUCCAAAUGUGACAAGUCGAGAAAUCGCAGACGAAAUGGGAAUUUCAAAAACCUCAGUUCUAAAAACAUUAAAAGACGCUGGCUAUCAUCAACAGCGAGAGAGUGUUAUAUCAGCAGACGGAAAGAAGAAUUCAUUUCGUGUUUGGUCAAGAGGAAAUCCAUUUGAAAUUAAAGAACGUGGUGAAAAGUAUCUAUUGACUGAUGAAGUACAAUCGAGAAUUUGUGCAAGAGUGGAAGAAAAUCCAAAUAUUGCCAGUCGAAAAAUUGCCGAGGAAAUUGGAGUUUCAAAGACAUCUGUUUUAAAAACCUUAAAGGAUUGUGGUUAUCAUCAACGACGUGAGAGUGUUAUUGCAGCAGAUGGAAAGAAAAAUUCAUUUCGCGUUUGGACAAAAGAUAAUCCAUUUGAAAUUGUUACUGUUGAAUAUGGAAAUGAAGAUGCGAAUAAAGAUGAGAAUGAAGAUACGAUGGAAGAUGCGAAUGAAUAAGGCAAAUCGACUACUUUUGACGUAUUUGAAAUAAAAAUGAAACAAGUAUACGUGUGUGGUAUGUUAAAUAUAAAGUAAGGAAACAAAAAUGUAAAUACUACUUCGUAAACAAUUAAAAAACCUUUUUUUUAUUUAUGAUAAUAAAAAUGUAAUACUCUCUAAAUUUGAAUAGAUUUUAUUUCAUUUCUUUGAA
This is a messenger RNA of Leptopilina heterotoma, 1108 nucleotides long. RefSeq lists its product as uncharacterized. Bases 160 to 915 code for a protein of 251 amino acids. The record is from RefSeq and is a predicted model, not a curated record. NCBI's taxonomy places the organism in Eukaryota, Metazoa, Arthropoda, Insecta, Hymenoptera, Figitidae. The transcript is spliced from 3 exons.